Xyrauchen texanus (razorback sucker) is the source of this 3139-nucleotide messenger RNA. RefSeq names its product gap junction gamma-1 protein-like. Lineage: Eukaryota; Metazoa; Chordata; Actinopteri; Cypriniformes; Catostomidae. Gene Ontology annotation, cellular component: connexin complex. The transcript is spliced from 3 exons. Gene Ontology annotation, biological process: cell communication. The coding region runs from base 186 to 1322 and encodes 378 amino acids. The record is from RefSeq and is a predicted model, not a curated record.
GCGUGCGGGGAGGGGGGUGUACACAUGCUGCUGAAACGAAUCAGUAAAGAGUGUGGCUUUCAUCAUCCAGAGGAUCGCCAAGAGAUGUGGUGAUAGUUUACGCGCUUGUACGAACUCUUAAGAAGGACGUAGUUGGCGGAAAAGGGUGGAAAUCUACUCGACGAGGAGGUUCUUCUAGAAACACCAUGAGCUGGAGCUUUCUUACACGUCUGUUGGAUGAGAUCUCCAACCACUCAACCUUUGUGGGAAAGAUCUGGCUCACGCUAUUCAUCGUCUUCCGCAUCGUCUUGACCGUAGUUGGGGGAGAAACGAUAUAUCACGAUGAACAGAGCAAAUUUGUUUGCAACACCAAGCAACCUGGAUGUGAGAAUGUCUGCUAUGAUGCGUUUGCACCCCUCUCUCAUGUCCGAUUCUGGAUUUUUCAGAUCAUCACGAUUACCACUCCCACUAUUAUGUACCUUGGCUUUGCUAUGCACAAGAUUGCUCGCAUGGGGGAUGAGGAGUACAAAUCGCUGAAAAGGAAACGCAUGCCAAUUGUCAAUCGUCAAGCCAACCGCGAUUACGAGGAGGCAGAGGACAACGGUGAAGAAGUCCCGAUGAUGUCAGAGGAAAAUAAGUCACAGAAAGAAAAGGCACCCGAGAAGUCUGCCGUUAAACACGAUGGACGGCGGAGAAUUAAACGUGACGGGCUCAUGAAGGUGUACAUACUGCAGCUCCUUUCACGGAUUAUGUUUGAAGUGGGUUUUCUCUUCGGGCAGUACAUCCUGUACGGUUUUGAGGUUGCCCCAUCAUACGUGUGCACACGCAACCCCUGCCCACACACUGUGGAUUGCUUUGUGUCACGUCCUACAGAAAAAACCAUCUUCCUGCUGAUCAUGUAUGCCGUGAGUUGUCUCUGCUUGUCUCUCACUGUGCUGGAGAUUAUUCAUUUGGGCAUCAGUGGAAUCCGUGAGUGUUUCAGGCAUCGAACACAACAUCACAGUGUUGCACGCCCACGUGGCGCCACAUGUAGACAGGUUCCCACAGCCCCACCUGGGUACCACGCUGCCCUGAAGAAGGACAAAUUGUCCAUUGGAAUGAAAGCGGAGUUUAACAAGGACUCUGUUCGGGAGUCUUUUCCAAAAAACUCGCGGGAAAUAGAUCACCUGCGUAAACAUCUAAAACUUGCUCAGCAACACCUGGAUAUGGUCUUUCAGAAUGUAGAGAGCAGUCCUUCACGCAGCAGCAGUCCAGAGUCCAACGGCACUGCUGUCGAGCAGAAUAGACUCAACUUCGCUCAGGAGAAGCAAGGAAGCACAUGUGAAAAGGGUACCCGCACUUGAGUGAGGACAUGGACCAUCAUCUGCUUUCUUGUAAAGAUAAGCACUCCACCUGUGGUUGGCAUUGCUCAUCUGGGAAAGUGGACAGAGUCUACUUGUGUGUUUGUGCAUUUUAUGUUUGGCUGCUCUGAAAAGUGUGUGAAGCAACUUGAGACUGAUUUGAGCAUGAAGGUUUGUGUACACAGGUGAAUUAGUGAGAACAUGCCUGGCAGUAUUAUGGCAAGUGAACAGUAAGUUAAAAUCUUUAAGUAGUUUCUCACCAGCCAGUUAUACUUGGCACCAGCCAGUCUGCCUGAUACUCCAAAGUGCCCAAAAGCUAGUUAGGAAGAUGUCAAGCUUUAAGAACUCUUAGGCGACUGUGCAAUUUCUCUUUUGGUGGUGGUGGUGUAUGGUGUUUUUUUUUCAUAGGAAAAAAGUGGUUCUUCCAUUUGGUUUACCACACUUCUUAUGAAGUGCCAAGGGUUGCAUCUCAAAAAUGCCUUAAAUCUUAAAACUGGAGUUUACAUAUUAUCUUUGUCAUUCCCAAAUUAGAUGGACGAGCCAGUGUAAAACCAUGUAAGAAAUGUAGUUCAGAACUGUUUUGUUUAUUUCAGUAGUAGCCACAAUUAGUGUACGCUUGUGGACUGGACAGCGCCUGCCUUUUAAAGGGAUGGUUCACCCUAAAAUGAAAGUUCUGCAAAUAAUCACUCUCAUGGUUCCAAACCUGCUUUACUUUCUUCCAUGGAACACAAAAAGAUAUGUUCUGCAGAAUUUUUGCCUCUUUCACCCUUCACUUUCAUUGGAAAAAAGAUGAAGUGUGUGUUGACGGAGGCUAGAAUUCUGCCUAACAUGUUAUUUUGUGUUCCAUUGAGAAAGAAAACACUUAGAAUGACAGGACUGUGACCAAAAACGAUAGAAUUGUCAAUCUUUGAGAGGACUGAAUACGUGGUACCUUCUGUGUUUGGCCUGUGUGUUUGGAUCUCAUAAACGGAGCGCUAAUUUACCUGUAUUAACUGGAUGGUAGUAUAUUGGAAAGGCCUGUGGUACUAGCAGCUGCAGUCUCUCCAUUUUAUGACUAUCGUCACAUCUGGAACCUUGAAUCAUUUCUUGAUGCUUUUUGUCCAAAUGAACAAAAUGGAAACCUGGAAAAUACUUGAAACUUAAUUAUUGUCCUACAAAGAGGCUUUUGAUAUAUUGUUUGCAUAUUGUGUACGUUAGUUGUAUAUGAGAAGUUUUUUGCUGACUGUACCACACUAUUUUGAGAACUUCUCUGUAAACUACAAUAGUUUAAGUCUUAUGUUUAUUUUUUUGUUGUUUAUUGAUUUGUUACAUUUUCUGAAGCCUCCAGGUUCUGUUUGGCUUUCGUUCCGUUUGACCAACGGUUUGAGAGGCACACCCAAUAUUUGGAGAAUAUCAUAAUUUCUUUUGUCUUAAUACAAUGUUUCAAUUCAUUCAAAACAUUCAUUUUUAUGUUUAUUGUCUCCAUUGCUAAAUGCUAAUCAUACCAUCUUAAAUGUCUUUUUAGAUCAUGUCAUUUCAGUGUAUUUUUGCCUCCCUAUGCAAAAUAAAAUCAUAAGUUGGUUCAACUGCAGCUUUCUGUUUGUAAUUGCAAUAAGAUCUAAAAACUGAAAGCCAUAGAGCCCAAUAAUUUAUACCUUUAUUAAUUUAUAAUAAUUUAGAGCCCAAUUAUUUAUACUUAAAUCAAGUAAAUAAACAAUGCAACCUAUGAUAUUUCCACAACCAGGUUUUCCAUCUUUUUGAAACUUCACAGCAUCCUCUGAAUUUUUUAAUUUUCUAUUUUUUUCUAAGUUUUUGUAAAAAAAUGUAUUUUGUGAUAUAUU